This is a messenger RNA of Nelumbo nucifera (sacred lotus), 1736 nucleotides long. Its product is annotated as putative protein phosphatase 2C 27. Gene Ontology annotation, biological process: protein dephosphorylation. Gene Ontology annotation, molecular function: protein serine/threonine phosphatase activity; cation binding. The record is from RefSeq and is a predicted model, not a curated record. NCBI's taxonomy places the organism in Eukaryota, Viridiplantae, Streptophyta, Magnoliopsida, Proteales, Nelumbonaceae.
CCCACCAGCUGAUUCAGACCACGCUCUCUUAGAAAAAUCUAGACUUUAGCCUCUCUGUCUUUCUGCUUAAAAACUAGUUUCUAUCCUCAAUUUCCCUUCUCACCUCGUAAGACUGCCCAGAUAUUCUUAGAAUCUUCUUUCUUCAAAUUAUUUCUGAUUCCUCUCUCUCUCUCUCUCUGUAAACCUCUGGGCUCUGAGCCCCCCAGAAAGAAUGUGUUUGCAGGACGCAGAACAAGUAGGGGAGACUAUGGAAAAUUUUGGUCUUUGUGAACAAGAGAAGUCAUGGCCUGUGCAUUCAGGAUUCUUAAACACCCAUGUUGAGAAUUGGGAAGAAAAGUCACCAAAAAGUACUCCUGAUCGGAUUUCUUUAGAAACCGCCAAUUCCACUCCUCAGCUGGAAAGCAUUUGUGAGAACACAGUGGUCGUCGCAGACAGUAAACAAAACCACUUUGUCCCCACUAUUCGUUCAGGAGACUGGUCUGAUAUCGGUGGUCGUGAGUACAUGGAGGAUACCCAUAUAUGCAUUUCUGACCUGGCUAAGAAGUUCGGUUACAAUGUACUUGAUGGAGGGGCUAUUUCCUUCUUUGGUGUUUUUGAUGGACAUGGAGGAAAGGGUGCUGCACAUUUUGUCCGUGAUAAUUUGCCAAGAGUCAUUGUUGAAGAUGCUGAUUUCCCCUUGGAGCUUGAGAAAGUGGUCACAAGGUCAUAUAUGGAGACAGAUGUUGCAUUUGCAAGGAAGUGCUCUGUUCAGUCUACCCUGGCUUCCGGCACAACUGCACUCACUGCUAUGAUAUUUGGGAGAUCUCUGCUAGUAGCAAAUGCUGGGGAUUGCCGUGCUGUGCUGUCUCGGCGUGGAGUGGCAAUAGAAAUGUCAAAGGACCAUAGACCUUGCUGUACAAAGGAAAGAAUGCGCAUCGAAGCCCUAGGUGGAUACAUAGAUGAUGGUUAUUUGAAUGGCCAACUGGGUGUAACUCGAGCUCUUGGUAACUGGCAUAUCGAAGGUAUGAAGGAAAUAGGCGAACAAGGUGGGCCUUUGAGUGCUGAACCAGAAUUGAAAUUGAUAACACUCACUAGAGAGGAUGAAUUUUUGAUCAUUGGAAGCGAUGGAAUUUGGGAUGUAUUUUCAAAUCAAAAUGCUGUAGACUUCGCAAGGAGGAGACUCCAGGAGCACAAUGAUGUGAAGCUGUGCUGCAAGGAAAUGGUUGAAGAGGCAAUCACCCGCGGGGCAGAUGACAAUCUGACAAUUGUAAUGGUGUGCUUUCACUCAAAUCCUCCUCCCCAAGUUGUGGUGCAAAAGGCUAAAGUUAGAAGGAGCAUAUCAGCAGAGGGGCUGCAAAGUAUUAGAUGCCACCUUUUACAGGGAGAUAGCUAGGUAAUGGGUAGCAGCUAAUUAAUUGGUUAGGGUUGGUUUGUGCAUAAUUCUUACAGAAGUAAGAUCUUCUACUUAUCAUUCCUGUUCUGGGUCUGGGGGAGAAUUGCAGCCUAUUCACAGGUGACUUUUGAUUCACAAGGAGGAUUGAUACUGCAAUCCUUAAUUUGUAAAUACUGUCUGUACAAAUAAGAUAUUAUAUUUUUCCCUCCACAAAGAGAAGAUUUUGUUCUUCUCAAACAAUUUUUGCUGUAAUAAUGACUGGCUUGAUGUUUUCGUUAGACAAGUUUUGCAUCAAGUCAUAAUGCAAUCCUUUGUGAAAAGCCUGUUAUUCUCAUGGAAGAAGCAAACCAGAAAAUUCUGCCUA